AUGGCGCUUUCUAUACGCCCCGCAAGAGAGGCAGAUCUAGAGAUGAUUGCAAAUAUUGCAGCAGCAGCCUUCAAUCCCACCACAGACGCAAUAUCCCGACGCUUGUUUCCACCUGACCUUCAACCGACGGACAUGCCAGCUGGCGAAGCAUGCAGACAAUGGCGAGCCGCUCGCAAGUCUGCGAGCUUCCACUCUGACGGGACUGCUCUGAUGGUAGCCGUAGAUGAUGCUCUGCAAGGGCAGAUUGUUGGCUUUGCGCUGUGGGAUGUUCCAGUGCCUUCUCCCCGUUGCGCACCGCACCAACCCCACGAACCAGAACCAGAACCUGCUGCGCAUGCGCACGCAGGCUUAGACCAGUCCGCAUUAGCUGAAAUGCGUCGGAUUCUAGCUGAAGAUGCCCGUGCGCAUUUCGGCGCCGGGAUGAAAAAGAAUGUGUGGCAUCUCGAUUAUAUUGCGGUGGACCCGCGUCAUAGGCGGAGGGGUAUUGGCAAGAUGCUCUUACAAUGGGGCGUACAGCGGGCUGCCGCAGCAAAGAGAGACUGUUAUCUGGUUGCUACGCCUGCUGGGCGUCCGCUGUACGAAGCUGCUGGAUUUACGGAAUUGACUACCCUACUGAUAUUUGGUGUUCCUCACUGGUCAAUGAUCAAGAGGUAUGUUCCUGUCUCGGGGUAG
Molecule: messenger RNA, 672 nt
Organism: Aspergillus fischeri NRRL 181
Lineage: Eukaryota; Fungi; Ascomycota; Eurotiomycetes; Eurotiales; Aspergillaceae
Product: GNAT family N-acetyltransferase
Exons: 2
Coding region: 1-672 (223 amino acids)
Molecular function (GO): acyltransferase activity, transferring groups other than amino-acyl groups
Source: RefSeq, a predicted model, not a curated record